ACAGAGGUUAAAGAUAAAAAAAAUAGAUAAAAUAUAUCUUCCGAAGGAAAUAAAUAUCUCUUCCAGCAAUCUGCGCCUCUCCUUAAACCCUACAUUUCAGUUGGGGUUUUCUGCCUCUUCUUCCUCUACCGCGCUCUCUCCUUUACCUCCCAUCUACCCAGAAUCCUAAACUCUCCACAGCCUUUUGCGAAAUCAUGUUAACGGCAUCUCUAAGUCGCUCGUUGCCGGUGCCUCGCAGGCCGACGGCCCUCGCCGCCUUGGCCGCCGUCGAAACCAUCGUGCGAAGCAGCAGCCGCCACACUUCAUCGUUAUCUGUCGGGAAUUCCCCAUCCUCCUCCGUCGCUGCAGCCCCCGGCGCGGCGUCGUUUCCGGUGGGAAAGGGUCUUCUCUCGUUGGGAUUUGGAGCUUUAUCUUCGGUGAGCUCUGGGUUCCACUCUCAAGCUGGGAGAUUGAAUUACAAGUCGUCCACGAUUUCCCAGGCUGAGUUCGCCGUAGAUCACCAGUAUGGUUACGACGAGGAGAGGAUCGGCGGCGGCGCGAAAGCGGAGGUGACUGGUAAUAGCCAAAGCGAGGAAGGGCUUGAAAUUUCGAAGCUUGGGAUUGCUCAAGAGAUUGUCUCGGCUUUGGCUACUAAGGGGAUCUCUAAACUUUUCCCCAUUCAGAGAGCUGUUCUUGAACCUGCAAUGGCAGGGAGGGAUUUGUUUGGGAGGGCUAGAACCGGAACAGGGAAAACCCUUGCCUUUGGAAUCCCGAUUCUUGACAAGAUCAUUCAGUACAAUGCGAAGCAUGGACGUGGAAGGAAUCCAUUGGCCUUAGUCAUGGCGCCUACUCGAGAGUUGGCUCGCCAGGUUGAGAAAGAGUUUCGUGAAUCAGCUCCUAAACUGGACACUAUCUGCCUCUAUGGUGGGACUCCCAUUCAGCGGCAGAUGAGGGAGCUCGAUUAUGGUACUGAUAUUGUCGUCGGCACUCCUGGUAGGAUUAUUGAUCUGAUGAGGAGAGGAGCUCUGAACUUAUCGGAGGUCCAGUUUGUUGUUCUUGAUGAAGCAGACCAGAUGCUUGCCGUUGGUUUUGUUGAUGACAUUGAAACAAUCUUCAAGCAGUUGCCUCCAAAGCGCCAGACCAUGUUGUUCUCUGCCACUAUGCCGAGUUGGAUCAAGAACCUCAUCAAGAAUUACCUUACAAAUCCGCUGACUAUCGAUCUGGUUGGUGAUUCGGAUAAGAAGCUGGCUGAUGGGAUUACUCUAUACUCUAUUGCAUCAGAGUCGUAUCAGAAAGCAGGCGUCCUCGCCCCUUUGAUUGCUGACCACGGGAAAGGAGGAAAGUGUAUUGUUUUCACAGAGACAAAACGUGAUGCUGACCGUUUGGCGUAUGCUAUGUCAAAAACCCAUAAAUGUGAAGCACUACAUGGCGAUAUCUCCCAGAUGCAAAGGGAAAGGACUCUUGCAGGUUUCCGAGAUGGUCAGUUCAAUAUACUUGUGGCUACUGAUGUCGCUGCACGUGGUCUAGAUGUACCAAACGUUGAUCUGAUUAUACACUAUGCUAUUCCGAACUCUACGGAGACAUUUGUUCAUCGAUCUGGUCGUACUGGACGUGCUGGGAAAAAGGGAACAGCCAUUCUCAUUUAUGGCGGGGAUCAGACCAGGAAUGUGAAGAUCAUUGAGCGUGAAGUAGGGUGCAGAUUCACCGAGCUCCCUAGAAUAGCUGUUGAUGCUGGAGGCAUGAACCUUGACAUGGGCGGCAGUAGUCGUUUUGGCCAGUUUGGCAGCUCAGGAGGCCGCGGUGGCAGUGGUGGCUAUGGCCGAUUUGGUAGUGGUGGUGGUGGUUCGAGUAGCUAUGGGUCUGGGGGACGUGGCGGAGGCUAUGGCAACUCGGGCUAUGGUGGUCGACCUGGAGGCAGCAGCGGCGGUGGUCGGUUCCAGUCUCAGCCAGGUGGCUAUGGUGGUUCGAGUCAAGGCCGUAGCAGCGGUGGAUACUUCGACUCUGGCAAGUCCGACCGAGGUGGUGGUUCCUUCGGUGACUUUGGUUCAGGCCGUUCUAGUGGGUUUGGAGACUCGGGCUCAACACGUUCUGGCUCGUUUGGAGGUGGGGGUCGAUUCGGGGGAUUCGGAGACAGCGGAGAUGACUCUGGUUUCGGAGGACGAAGACGGUAGGUGGAUUUUAAUCAGAGGCAAGCCGGCGAGACAGAGGUUUCUUGUGGCGUUUUGGUUCUUCAAUAUCUAUAUAUUUAGUUUUACUCGCACACUCUGUGUAAUGUAUCAUAACUAUUUUUGAGUAAUUUUAUUAUUAGUUACCAGGGAACUCCUAAGAACAAAAAUGCUUAAAUCAAUGGGGUAUGGGUAA
This is a messenger RNA of Linum trigynum, 2340 nucleotides long. The record is from the annotation of a GenBank genome assembly. Lineage: Eukaryota; Viridiplantae; Streptophyta; Magnoliopsida; Malpighiales; Linaceae.